AAAAGGCAAGGGCGUCGAAAUAUUCAGCAACUAGAGUUUAUGGUAGACUAUCUUAUCCAGCAUCCAGAAGUUGCUACAGGAAAGUUUACAACAUUAAAUGCCAAAAAUAAAUUGCAAGGUUCUUGGGAAGAACUCGCAACACAUUUAAAUAAUAUGAGAAACUCAAACCAAGCUAUUAAAAAUGUUAAAUCGUGGAAAGAGUCAUGGAGAGACCAAAAAACCAAAACUUCCAAAAAAGUAGGAGCACUCAGAGCAGCUCGUGUGAAAACUGGAAAUAAAAAAAUAGAUCUACCUCCAUUAAGUGAUUUGGAUAAAAAAGUCUUUGGUUUGAUGGGUCAUGAUUAUGUUGAAGGAACUGAAUGUGCAGACUCUUGGCCAGAAGAACAAGAUAAUAUUGAACGUUUAGUUGCUGGAGAUCAAGGGAUAUUUGAUGCUGAACCUUUAGUGUUAACUUUGAGGCAAACUACUGAUAUAGAUCCAGUGCCAGUUACAAUAAAUGAGAGCAUUAAUGAUCUGGAUGAAUUGUUAGCUACAGUUGAAGACAACUAUGUAGUAUUACAACCUUAUUGUGAAGAUGAGUUUACAUCAAAAAAUCUUUUGCAAGAAACUUCAAUUUCAGCUUCCAUAGGACCAUCCCAAUCUACUCCAAAAAGUAAUUUACUAGCAACUCCAAUUUCAGCUUCAAUAGGACCAUCUCAAUCAAUUCAAAAAAAGCAAAUGUUGACAAAUAAUGCAAAGCAAGUGAAAUUAGGUAAUCAACUACAGACUGCCAGAGAUGUAUUCUCAUUGAUUGCUGAAAAAGAAGUUGAAGCAAAUUUUAAAAUAGCUGAUGCACUUACAACUAUUGCUACAGCAUUGGAAAAGUUAGCAGAUAAUGAUAAAAAAAGGUUGGAAAACGAAAAACUUAUAAUAGAAAUCUAUUCAAAAGUUAUAGAUAAACUAUAA
Messenger RNA from Rhopalosiphum padi (bird cherry-oat aphid), 945 nucleotides. RefSeq lists its product as uncharacterized. Lineage: Eukaryota; Metazoa; Arthropoda; Insecta; Hemiptera; Aphididae. The transcript is spliced from 5 exons. The record is from RefSeq and is a predicted model, not a curated record. The coding region runs from base 40 to 945 and encodes 301 amino acids.